Arabidopsis lyrata subsp. lyrata is the source of this 1167-nucleotide messenger RNA. Its product is annotated as sphinganine C4-monooxygenase 2. Gene Ontology annotation, biological process: lipid biosynthetic process. Lineage: Eukaryota; Viridiplantae; Streptophyta; Magnoliopsida; Brassicales; Brassicaceae. The transcript is spliced from 2 exons. Gene Ontology annotation, molecular function: iron ion binding; oxidoreductase activity. Bases 126 to 905 code for a protein of 259 amino acids. The record is from RefSeq and is a predicted model, not a curated record.
CUCUGCGUCUUCUUCUUCUCGACGACGAGAGAAAGAGAGAGAGGGAGAGAAAACACCGAAGCGACGAAGAAGAAGAUUCUAAUCUAAUCUCGAGUUGUUGGGGGAGAUUAAUUAGACUUAAAGAAAUGAUGAGUUUCGCGAUUUCCGAUGAAUUUCUGGGGACAUUCGUGCCGAUUCUGGUGUAUUGGGUGUAUUCAGGGAUGUACAUUUGCUUAGGAUCUUUGGAUAAAUAUAGAUUGCAUUCGAAGAUAGAUGAGGAUGAGAAGAAUCUCGUUACCAAAUCCGCCGUCGUCAAGGGCGUUCUUCUUCAACAGACUCUUCAGGCUAUUAUCUCCGUUAUUCUCUUCAAGAUAACAGGAAGUGAUGCAGAUGCUGCUACGACACAGCAAUUUUCCAUUCUACUUCUGGCUAGGCAGUUUAUCAUCGCUAUGCUUGUAAUUGACACUUGGCAAUACUUCAUUCAUCGAUAUAUGCACCUCAACAAGUUCUUAUACAAGCAUAUCCACUCUCAGCAUCAUCGCCUUGUCGUGCCUUAUUCGUAUGGAGCUCUAUACAACCAUCCACUAGAAGGUCUUCUUUUGGACACUAUUGGUGGUGCUUUGUCUUUCCUCUUCUCUGGUAUGUCCCCAAGAACAGCCAUCUUUUUCUUCUCCUUCGCUACCAUCAAAACAGUAGAUGAUCAUUGUGGACUAUGGCUUCCGGGAAAUCCAUUUCACAUCUUCUUCAGUAAUAAUUCUGCUUACCAUGAUGUUCACCACCAACUCUAUGGAACCAAAUACAACUUCUCGCAGCCAUUCUUUGUUCUGUGGGAUAGGAUUCUCGGUACUUACUUGCCUUAUUCACUUGAGAAAAGAGCCAAUGGAGGAUUUGAAACACGGCCAAUCAAAGUAUCCAAAGAUGAGUAAUUUCUCUUUCUUUCUCUUGGGGGCUUUUUGUCACUGCUAAGUCAUCAUUUGCUCGUUAGAGAACCACUGUAACCUUUGCGUACUUGUAACUGUACAUACAAUUCCAAUCUAUCCUUUUUCGAUCUGCAGGCAGACGUUUCUGUGUAAGCCAGCAGUAAAUUCAUUUUGUAAUAGCCAAAACUUCAGAUCUUCUCUGUUGUUAUUAUCUGCUUUAUAAUUCCAGGUUUUGAGACCUGUGAGAGUCUCAUCGAUCUCCUUCACA